GUCAUGGAAAUCAUAGAUCAUGUUUGCAGAUAUCUACCUAUAAAGCGAUCCUAUAUAGGACGUAAAAAGGGGUCAAUAUUAAUGUGAUUGUACCCAGCAAUGCUUUUUUUCUAAUAAGACGAAUCACAAACCUACAAACUCCCUAGAAGAUGCUCUUCAUUAAUCCAAUGGUCUCACUGAAGGUGCUAACUUUGUCAUUCCUUGCCUGUCAGGCAACGGCAUUUCUGAACGCUACUGAAACUAGUACUCAAUUCACUCUUCAGAAUGACGACUUGCUGGUAGUUAUAAGUAAAAGCAGUGCGGGGGUUUCUAAGAUACUUCUAGGAAAUGAAGAUCUUCUAGGUUCAAGUGGAAGAGGGCCGUACUUAGACUGCUCCUGUGUUCCUAGCGGUUUCUGGGCCCCUGGAGCUACCGCCAAAUUCCAGCUCUUCAAGGGGACCGACGCAACCGGAACACCGUACGGAGGCGUCGUGAUGCAAGAUACUUACGCAUCUACGAACCAGACACUGGGACAAUAUUGGUUUCUAAGAGAAGGCGAAACCGGCUUGCAUGUUUUCUCCCGGGCCACCUACUACAACGAGAAGACGCCUUUCCUUCGAGGUCUUGGUGAACUACGGACGCUGUUCAGGCCGAGCACGAACUUGUGGACUCAUCUUGUCAGUAGCGAAGGCAAUUGGGCGCCCUUCCCUUCCUCCCAAGCUACUAGCAGGGCAAUCACCGUCCAAGAUGCGACGACUUAUCUCGGCAAUACGACUAGCGAUCCCUAUGUAGAACAAUAUUCAGAUUACUUUACCAAGUACACCUUUUCUGAGGUUUGGCGUGACCAUGAUGUUCACGGACAAUACUCGGAUGGAUCGACUAGCUCUGACGGAAACACUUACGGCGCCUGGCUGGUGCAUAAUACGAGAGAGACGUAUUAUGGUGGGCCGUUACACUCAGAUCUGGUCGUUGACGGCAUCGUGUACAAUUACCUGGUAUCAGGCCACCAUGGCGCUCCUACCCCUAAUAUGACAAAUGGCUUCGAUCGAACCUGGGGUCCGCAAUACUAUCACUUCAAUAGGGGCGGGAAGGAUUCUACACUCGAGGAACUCAGGGCCGACGCAGCGCAGUAUGCUAAUCCAGAGUGGAACAGCGAAUUCUACGACAGCAUCGCUCAGCAUGUUCCCAACUACACCCCAACGUCAAAGCGCGCCACAUUCAAGGCCACCAUCGACGUACCAGAGGGCGGAAAGCGGCCCAUUGCCGUCCUCUCCGAAAACAAGCAGGAUUUUCAACUGAACGUCUUCGAAAUGUCUAGUCUGCAGUACUGGGCUGAUAUUGACCCCAGUACUGGAACAGUGGAGAUCCCCAUGGUGAAAGAAGGUACUUACAGGUUGACCGUAUACGCGGAGGGCAUCUUUGGAUGGUUCAUUCAGGAUGAUGUCGACGUAUCGAAGACCUCGGAUGCAUAUAACUUCCAAUGGAAGCCAGAAAGUAAAGGCAAAGAAAUAUGGCGAAUCGGCACACCGGACAAAUCAGCGGGAGAGUACAGACAUGGUUAUGCGCCGGAUACGUCGAAGCCCUUGCAGCCCGAACAAUACCGCGUCUACUGGGCUAAUUGGGAUUUCCCAACUGACUUCCCAGACGGUGUUGUCUUCAAGGUCGGAGAAAGCAAGGAGGCGGAAGACUUCAACUACAUCCACUGGAGCGUGUUUCCCGGACCUUCCAAUUACUUCCGGUCGCAGCCAUACUACGAAAAUGUCAAUAAUUGGACCAUCCAGUUCAAUCUCACCAGUGAUCAGCUUACUGGUGACGCCCAGACGGCGACGCUGACAGUCGAACUUGCGGGUGCCAAGACAGCCAACGGCAACGACAAGUGGGCAUCGCUUCCCAACGAGAAGUACUCGAACCUGCCCUACACCGUCGCCGCCAACGGAAGGGAUAUCAGCACGUGGACCAUACCAUCUUACCGUAGCGGUUCGUGUGGUGCCCGAAGCAGUGUGGUCUGCCAGAAUUUCGGCAACGAGUUCUCGUUUGAGGCGGCAGAGUUUCUGAAAGUGGGAUUGAACGAAUUCACCUUAAGCCUGCCGUUCAAUGCGACAGAUACCGAGACGGCCUUGUUGCCGGCCACUGUGUACGUACAGUAUGAUGCGUUGAAGUUUGAACUUAGUUAGAAUAGGGGGUUUGUUUGAAGUCACCCACCGAGGGAUUAACUACCUACUUUCUUUUAAAAGAGCCAAGAAUUAUAUAAACUUCUUGAUAAAAUGGUAGUAGUUGGCGAUCCAUUGGCUUAGUCCAAGCUUACUGCUAAAAUAGGGGCAUAUGUCCACUAGAUAUUAG
Annulohypoxylon truncatum is the source of this 2319-nucleotide messenger RNA. RefSeq names its product polysaccharide lyase family 4 protein. Lineage: Eukaryota; Fungi; Ascomycota; Sordariomycetes; Xylariales; Hypoxylaceae. The transcript has 2 exons. Gene Ontology annotation, biological process: carbohydrate metabolic process. The coding region runs from base 150 to 2153 and encodes 667 amino acids. Gene Ontology annotation, molecular function: carbohydrate binding; catalytic activity. The record is from RefSeq and is a predicted model, not a curated record.